GAAAUUUUGGAAGGAAGUAAUACAAAGAUCGACAAUGUUCAAGUAGGAGUUAAAAAAAUCAUGAGUAGUGGGUUACGUCAUAAAAAAGUUCUACUUGUCCUAGAUGAUGUUAGUCACAAGGACCAAUUAGAAAAAUUGGCUGGAGAGUGUGACUGGUUUGGAUUAGGUAGUUGGAUUAUCAUAACAACUAGAGAUGAACAUGUGUUGGUUGAUCAUGGAGUGCCUAAAAUAUAUAAGCCUAAUGGAUUAGAUUAUGAUGAUGCUUUAAAACUUUUUUGUUUGAAAGCCUUCAAAAAGGAGCAACCCCAAGAAGGUUAUAUGCAGCUCUCCCAAAAAGUUGUAAAAUAUGCUAAUGGCCUUCCAUUAGCUCUUGUUACUUUGGGUUCCUUUUUGGUUGGAAGAACAAUAGAUGAAUGGCAAAGUGCAUUGCAAAGUUUUAAAAAUACUAAAGGAGAUAUAUAUGAUAUACUUAAAAUAAGUUAUGAUGGACUGGAGGAAAUGUGGAAGGAGAUAUUCUUAGAUAUUGCAUGUUUCUUUAGACGUUGGGAGACGAAAGAUCGAGUAAUACAAAUAUUAGAGAAUUGUGGUUUUAAUGCAAGAAUUGGUAUAAGUGUUCUUUUGGACAAAUCUUUACUAACCAUUGGUGACUAUGAACAUUUAGGGAUGCAUGAUCUUCUACAAGGUAUGGCAGAAAAAAUUGUUCAUUUUGGAUUAGAUGUAAAACAUGGAAAGCAAAGUAGGUUGUGGCGUAUUAAGGACUUGCUUCUUGUAUCGGAGAACGAUAAGGCAAUAGAAGCAAUUCAAGCCAUAGUCAUUCAUUACAGGAAAAAGGAUUUCUACUUCGAAGAAUUUCCUGAAGUGUUAUCAAAGAUGUCUAAUCUUAGAUUGAUGAUAAUUGAUAAGACGGACUACUUGUUUGACCAAGGACAUCUUGUUGUUCCUAAUGACCAAAGACAACUUUUUGUUCCUAAUCAACUAAGACAUCUUUCAUGGAACUGUUGUCCUUUAAAAUGUUUGUCAUCCAGUUCCCAACCAAAGAAGCUUGUUCAACUUGACUUGCAGUAUAGCAGAAUUGAAUAUCUUUGGGAAGGAGUAAUGAUUUCGUGCUGUUUAAAGUACAUAGAUCUUUCUGAUUCUAAGAACCUUAUUAGGACACCUGACUUUUCUGGUGUUCCAAUACUUGAGGAACUAAAUCUUUCUGGGUGCGUUAGUUUGGUUGAGAUCCACCCGUCUAUUGGACAACUCUACAAGCUUAGGUAUUUACAUCUGCGGAAAUGCGAAUCUCUUACCGAUCUUCCCAGCAUGUCUGCUAAAAUGCAGUCCCUUGAUGUUCUUGCUCUUUGUGAUUGCUCAAAAAUCAGUACAAUUCCAAAAUUUACUGGAAUUAUGAAAAGCCUAUCGGAACUCAAUUUGGGUUAUACCGAUAUUAAUAAACUGGAACCCUCAUCAAUCGAGUGUUUGACUGCCCUUACUUUAUUAGAUCUAAGUUUUUGCACAAAUCUAGAAUAUCUUCCAAGCAACAUGGAUAAUUUGAGGUCUCUUGAAAAACUCAUUCUUUAUGGAUGCGAAAAACUGAAGUCAUUGCCAAGGCUUCCAUCAACUGUAAGAUUUAUAAAUGCUCAAUAUUGUAAUUCCCUAAAAUGGAUAACAGCACGGGUCAAAUUGAGUAGUUGGUCACAACCUCUCUCCCAAUGGUGUCCGUAUGAUGAGAGAAGCAGUCGAUUGGAAUUUACAAUAUUGUUCCAUUUCCUACAGGAACUCCUUUGUCAUAAAACCGUUUAUAAAAUUCCAUCAUGUUUAACUCAUCAAAGUGUGAGGAAUUCAAUAAGCAUAGAGCUGCCUUCAAAUUGGUAUAAUAGUAAAUGGAUAAGAUUCGCUCUCUGGGCAUCAGUAUCAGGUUUUAUAAACUUUGAAGAUGGUAUUAUUAGAGCUCGUGUGAUAGCCCUUGGUGAUAUGCCUCUAAAUCACUGUGACUCUAAACUUUUUACUACCUGGAUACAUUGUGAGGUCAGAAUUGGCCUAUUGUAUUUGUCUCGUGAUGAGUGGUUUGCUACUGUUGGGAAUGGUGAAUGCAAUCAGAUUAAGGUUAUAUUUGAGAACGAUAAAAGAACCAUUGAUGUGAGGGAAUGUGGGGUCAGUUUGAUAUACGAGCAAGAUGUGGACGAGUUCAACCAAACAAAUGCACAAUGUUUGAUUGAGAGCUUUGGGGAAGAAGUAUCCAUCUAUAAAUUAACUGUUGGUGAUGAUGAUGUUGUAUAUACAGUUGGUGAUGAUGAUGAUGAUUAUUAUUAUGAUGCAUAUACAGUUAUUGAUGAUGAUGGUGAUGAUACAGAGAGUUGGUGCUGAUAAUGAUUGACAUGACUGCAAAAGAUGACACCUAAGUGCUGUUUAUACUUUGACUAUCUUUUUUUCAUUGUAUGAAUUUCAAUCAAGGCUUAGGCAACUAGAUGUGCACAUGCAUUUCAAUCAGCCUGACCAUGUUUUAAUGAAUUUUUAUUUGGUUCAGUUACAAUGAUUUGGAAACUUGUUCAAGUGGCUUAUCUGUGCAUCUUGUUUCAAAAUGAAAAUGGAGUUGAAGAUCUACUUUUACAGGGGAUCUAGGUAUAGACAGAUAAUGAGUUAUUUACUAAUAAUAUUUCUUAUUGGAUGAAUUUCAAGUGAGUUUAGUGCUAUUGGAUUGCAUACAAGAAUUACUUCAGGUAACUUUGUCACAUUUCUCUCUUCUAUGUGGAUUUGAGUUAAUGUCUAUGAGACAAGUGAUUUGCAAAUUUUGAAGUAGAACUUUAAGGUUAUAAGUUUUUAUCAAUCUAGCUAUGGUAUGAAAUAAGCAUUAAUUUUAGUAUCCAAUCUUGAAUAUUUUCCUUGCAGUUCAAAAGUCGCAAGUUUCAAACAAGUUCACUUGUAAAGUAAUAUUAUUUUUAGAUUAUAAUGGAGCCCUAUAUAUUCAAGAGGAAAUGUCCUGUUAGUAGUUAUGCUUGCCUUUAAACUAUGUUAUAUUCUACUAUGCAUCAAGGUUUGUUAGAGGGCGUGUUUGGCAACAUUUAGGAGCCUUGCUUGCAGUGCAGUAUGUACCUUUUUGGCAUUCGUUGUACACUAGGGAGGGAAAGGCCUUUGGAUCAGAUUCUUGACAAGGUCUAUUGAACAAGAAUUUCUGUUUGCUCUUGGAACAAAUUUAAUUAAUAGGCAAAAACAGGUCACUGGGCAAUCGUUGAAGUUGUUCCUUUCUUUAAAGUUGCUUCCCUAACCCAUCAUUUCCCUCUUAUUGUGCAAUUUAUGUUCAAUAUAUUUAAUGGGCACUCAAAAUUCAAGUGUGGUCUACAUUCUAUACUUUUCUUGUAGAAUACAUAAUUUAGAUCACCUGUGUAUCUCCAAUGCAGCAUUCUGUCUGGAGUGCCUAAUCUAUUCCUCAUUACUAGCCAACAAUAGAAUGCAAGUCUUGUAAUAGCUUGAGAGAAUCAGAUGAUUUUCCCCAGUAGAUUUUUAUUUUUAUUUUCUUGUUUCUAGUCUUGCUGCUUCUACUUUCUUAAGUUUAUUAUUGAUGAAAUUUCUUAUCCAUGAAAGGGACUCUCACUAGAGUUACUCCACCUUUAGGUUCUUUACAAUUAGACCAACCACUUCUUGAUUGUGGCUUGCCACUUAUUGGAAUUGAUUGUUCAGACCAACCAUAUAUGCUGUCAAAUUGAUGUCUUCAGCUUUAUUUACAUUCCAAUCACUUCUGCAUUUGUGCCAAUGCCCUGCUUUUAUCAGCAUGGAUUAGAAGGCACACCUUUAGAUUUACCAAUUGCUGAUGAAAUAUAUGUAUCAGCCCAAUCCAGAAUUGGGCUUUCCAAACUUUGGUCAUGUUGAAACUAGACUACCUUUGUCCUUGACUGAACCUCAGCUAGCCUGCUUGGUCUAUGUUUUAUGUUGGUUUGAGCUCAUGCUUGUUCACAACCUAAGUAAACUUUAUUAACUUGCUAAAAUCAACAACAUAAAAUCUGUUAAUUUACUAAUACAAAUUGCCAAUCCGAAAGCAUAGUUCUUUGACACUGAUGUUUGUUUAAUCCAUUGUUGCUGUUGUUAUCAUCAUCACAUCAUAAUUAUAAUUUUACCAUAGAUGUCUUCUAGUUUAAGAAUCUGAAAUGUCAGACUAAGAGAUAUAAUUCAGUCAUCAUGAUAAGUGAA
Molecule: messenger RNA, 4164 nt
Organism: Quercus lobata
Lineage: Eukaryota; Viridiplantae; Streptophyta; Magnoliopsida; Fagales; Fagaceae
Product: TMV resistance protein N-like
Exons: 5
Coding region: 61-2346 (761 amino acids)
Biological process (GO): defense response
Molecular function (GO): ADP binding; protein binding
Source: RefSeq, a predicted model, not a curated record